Messenger RNA from Nyctereutes procyonoides (raccoon dog), 1748 nucleotides. RefSeq names its product beta-1,3-galactosyltransferase 4 (gene B3GALT4). Gene Ontology annotation, cellular component: membrane. NCBI's taxonomy places the organism in Eukaryota, Metazoa, Chordata, Mammalia, Carnivora, Canidae. Bases 305 to 1459 code for a protein of 384 amino acids. The record is from RefSeq and is a predicted model, not a curated record. Gene Ontology annotation, molecular function: N-acetyl-beta-D-glucosaminide beta-(1,3)-galactosyltransferase activity. The transcript has 2 exons.
GGGCGCGCGUGUGGCUGAAGAGGUUCGCCGCCACCGGGAGGCUGCUCUGCGUCCGCGGAACGCUGCUCCGGACUCCGCUCCCGCCGCCGGUGCUCCGCCUGCCGUACCGGGUCCGCCGCAGCCGCGAAGCUUCGGAGCGGCUUCCGGGAGGCGGGUGUGCGCGCGGCCCCACGCCCUCCCCGGGAGGGAGGCGGGCCCAGCCGCCACCGCGGGCGGGGGAGGGGCGGCCGGCGCUGCAGCGAAACCUCGGAACCGAGCUCGGGCGGCGGGGCCCCGACGAGGUCACUUCUGAUUACCCCACGCCAUGCCCCUCAGCCUCUUUCGGCGCCUUCUCCUUGCUGCCCUACUGCUGGUGAUUAUCUGGACCCUCUUUGGGCCCUCGGGCAUCGGGGAGGAGCUGCUGAGCCUCUCUCUGGCCUCCCUGAGCCCGGCUCCCGCCUCCCCGGGGCCGCCCCUGGCCCUGCCCCGCCUCCUGAUUCCCAAUGAGAAGGCGUGCGGGGGUCCCGGCUCCCCACCCUUCCUGCUCAUCCUGGUGUGCACGGCCCCAGAGAACCUGAACCGAAGAAAUGCCAUUCGGGCUUCGUGGGGCGGGCUGCGCGAGGCCCAAGGGUUCCGGGUGCAGAUUCUCUUUCUUUUGGGAGAGCCAAGCUUGUGGCAUCCUACCAAGGAACCCCACGACAUCGACCUAGUACAGGAGGCAGCGGCCCAGGGGGACAUCUUACAGGCGGCCUUCCGGGACUCCUACCGUAACCUUACUCUCAAGACCCUCAGUGGGCUGAACUGGGCAGACAAACACUGUUCUAUGGCCCGCUACAUCCUCAAGACAGAUGAUGAUGUGUUCGUCAACGUCCCCGAACUGGUAUCAGAGCUGAUUCGGCGAGGAGGGGGCCGUUGGGAACAAUGGGAGAAGGGCAAGGAGCCUCCGAGAGAGGUUAAGGCUGGAGAUAAAGAGUGGGAAGAAAGGUCCAUCUUGAAGAGCCAGCCAAUGCCUCUUCUGUAUCUGGGCCGUGUGCACUGGCGGGUGCACCCCUCUCGGACACCAGGGAGCAAGCACCAGAUAUCAGAGGAGCAGUGGCCUCCCACCUGGGGCCCCUUUCCACCCUAUGCCUCUGGCACAGGGUACGUGCUCUCAGCUUCUGCUGUGCAGCUCAUCCUAAAAGUGGCCAGCCGGGCACCCCCUCUGCCACUGGAGGAUGUCUUUGUGGGGGUGAGUGCCCGACGAGGAGGUCUCACCCCAACCCAUUGUGUUAAGCUGGCUGGGGCCACCCACUACCCCUUGGACCGGUGCUGCUAUGGGAAAUUCCUGCUGACAUCCCACAAACUGGACCCCUGGAAGAUGCAGGAAGCCUGGAAGCUGGUGGGCGGCUCUGACGGGGAAAGGACUGCACCCUUCUGUUCCUGGCUUCAGGAAGUUUUGGGCAUCCUGCGAUGUCGGGUAAUAGCCUGGCUUCAUAGCUGAGAGUGCCUGGGGCCAUAGUAGAGGAGUAAGGAGCUGAGGGUCGAGCCAGCACACCCACAACCUUCUCUGGCCCAGGCCCAAUACAGGGGGCCCUGACUGGCUGCAGCUGAUCGGUUUCCUCUAUCAAAUGCUCCAUCUAUCACUGAAGAUGGAGGGAUACAGGAGAAAUCCAGGGCCUGGCCUGCCAGACCUAGUGAUGGUCACCAGGAAGAGCAAAACAAUGCCGGGAUUGUUCUCUCCAGCUAUGGCGGGGAAGGGGCACAAGCUCCUCAAUAAACUUGUCUGUCUA